UUGGGUUACCUACCGGAUUCCUUUCACUACUACAUUGAAACCCUUCUCGUCGGUCUUCUUAUCUACGUUGUUAUGCGAAAUAGAGCUAAACGGCAGCAAGAGAAAUUGUCGAAAAAGUUGACGGAACGACAGAAGGACGAAUUGAUUGCUGAAUGGCAGCCAGAGCCACUUGUUCCAGAGACUCCCCAAGAUCAUCCAGUACUGAACCCAAAAUAUGCCGAUGGAAAAAUGACCAAAGAAGUCUCAAUCGACGGACAGAAGUACCUCAACAUGGCAUCCACCAACUUCCUCAGCUUCAUCGGUGUCAAGAGAAUCGAGGAACGCGCCAAAUCAACGAUCUUCAAGUAUGGAGUAGGCUCCUGUGGACCACGUGGAUUCUACGGUACAGUCGACGUGCAUCUCGAUCUGGAGAAAGAGCUCGCAAAGUUUAUGGGAUGCGAGGAAGCAGUUUUGUACAGUUACGGAUUUGCUACAGUAUCAUCAGCUAUCCCAGCGUACGCCAAGAAAGGAGAUGUGAUUUUUGUGGAUGAGGGAGUCAACUUUGCCAUACAGAAAGGACUACAAGCUUCCCGCAGCCGAGUCGAAUAUUUCAAGCAUAAUGAUAUGGAGGACUUAGAACGACUACUUUUGGAGCAAGAGCAGAAGGAUAAGAAUGAUUUGAAGAAGGCGAAAACCGUUCGGCGAUUCAUUGUUGUAGAAGGACUCUAUGUUAAUCACGCCGAUCUAUGCCCACUUCCGAAGAUUAUUGAAUUCAAAUGGAGAUUCAAAGUUCGUGUGUUCAUCGAUGAGAGCUGGUCGUUUGGAAUUAUUGGAAAAACUGGAAGAGGAGUUACUGAACACUUCAAUGUGCCAAUGGAAGAUGUGGAUAUGGUGAUGGCAUCGUUGGAGAACGCGUUGGCAUCCACUGGAGGAUUCUGCGUCGGUAGAUCAUAUGUCGUUGGACAUCAAAGAUUGUCUGGUCUCGGAUACUGUUUCUCUGCUUCGCUUCCACCACUUCUGGCCACCGCCGCUUCUGAAGCUAUCGCUAUCAUUGAUGAAGAGCCUGAUAGAGUUCAGAAGGUUACAAAAAUGUCGAUCGAGGGACAAAAGAAGUUGGAAAAUGUUUUGAAAGGAUCGAAAUUCGUAUUGCAAGGAUGUCCGGAAAGCCCGAUGAAACACAUUUAUUACGAUGGAAACGACGAGGAGAAGAAUUUAGAUAAACUAGUGGACACAGUAUUCAAUGACAGUCAUCUUCUACUUACUCGUGCCAGAUAUCUUGAUAAAGAUGAAAUGUUCAAAGUUCGUCCCAGCAUCCGCGUCAUGUUCCAAUACGAUUUAACCGAUGCCGAAAUCGACAGAGCUGUGGAAGCAAUC
Molecule: messenger RNA, 1353 nt
Organism: Caenorhabditis briggsae
Lineage: Eukaryota; Metazoa; Nematoda; Chromadorea; Rhabditida; Rhabditidae
Gene: Cbr-sptl-1
Product: Protein CBR-SPTL-1
Exons: 3
Biological process (GO): sphingosine biosynthetic process; ceramide biosynthetic process
Cellular component (GO): endoplasmic reticulum
Molecular function (GO): pyridoxal phosphate binding; serine C-palmitoyltransferase activity
Source: RefSeq, a predicted model, not a curated record